Messenger RNA from Eucalyptus grandis, 1992 nucleotides. Its product is annotated as disease resistance protein RPM1-like. The record is from RefSeq and is a predicted model, not a curated record. Bases 1 to 1992 code for a protein of 663 amino acids. The transcript has 2 exons. NCBI's taxonomy places the organism in Eukaryota, Viridiplantae, Streptophyta, Magnoliopsida, Myrtales, Myrtaceae. Gene Ontology annotation, molecular function: ADP binding. Gene Ontology annotation, biological process: defense response to other organism.
AUGGCAGAAGUUGCAGUAAACUACCUACUUGACAAGCUCAAGAACUUUCUAGAGGAUGGGGUUCAAGUCUUGGGAGGUGCCGAGGAAGAAAUUAAUUCGGUGAAGAGACAAGUGGAGUACAUAACGGCAUUCCUGAGGGUUGCAGAUUCCCUAGAAGAGAGUGAUGAGGAAGUCAAAAUUUGGGUGAAGCAGCUGAGAGAAAUCGCAUAUGACACUGAAGACGCUCUUGAUGAGUUCAAACUUCUGCUGGCGCAUGAUCAUGGAAUUGGUUUUCCCGGUCUUCUCUCCAAGUUGUCCUGCUGUAUCAAGAACAUGAAAGGUCAAUACCGAAUUGCUUCGGAGAUGAAAUCCAUCAACUCCAGAAUCAGGAACAUAUACGAUGGACCCUGGAUAGUCCGAGACAAAUUAAAUAAAGUCGAACAUCACUAUGGCUCUAGUAAGCCAGACCACACAUGGCAGGACCAGCGAGGUAAUGCCCUUCUUUUGGACAAAGCUGAGCUCGUGGGCAUCAAUGAACCGACAAAAAAACUGGUCGGCUGGCUGAUUGAGGGCGCAUCCAUGCUGGAAGUAAUCUCAGUCGUGGGGAUGGGAGGACUGGGGAAAACUACAUUAGUGAAGCAAGUUUAUGAAGAUCCAGAAGUAAAGAAACAUUUCAUGGUACGUGCUUGGAUAACUCUUUCUCAAUCUCCAAAUACAGAAGAGAUCCUCCAAGGCAUGAUUAGACAAAUUAUGAGGGAGACUGAAGAACCAGUUCCUCCUCCAGAGGACAACAAGGACAGGUUAUGCCAGAAGAUGAUUAUCAAGGAUUUGCUACAAAAAGCAAGCCGAAUAAUCAUCACAUCUAGGAAUUCUGAUUUAGCACAUACCUCGUGCGGGGAAUUCAGAGGGAUGGUUUACAAGAUGAAGCCACUGCCAGCUAUACAGUCAUGGAAGCUUUUCUGCGCAAAGACAUUUCAGGGGAAUCCAUGCCCUCCUCAUCUAGAGGAGACCUGUAAGCUUAUUCUAAGAAAGUGCGAGGGGUUGCCACUUGCUAUUGUGGCCAUCAGUGGUGUUUUGGUUUCAAAAGACACGAGAAAAAAGGAGGAAUGGGAUCUGGUCUGUCGCAGUCUUCGUAGUGAAAUCAAUUGCAAUGACAAAUUCAGAACCUUAAAGAGAGUCCUUUCACUCAGUUUUGAUGACCUGCCGUACUACUUAAAGUCCUGUUUCCUGCACUUGAGCGUGUUUCCCAAGGGUUGCAUUAUUGACUGUGGAAGACUAAUUCGAUUAUGGAUUGCAGAAGGAUUUGUAGACAAGAAAGAAGGCAUGACGGAAGAAGAAGUAGCCUAUGACUACUUAAAUGAGCUCCUGAACAGAAGCCUGAUAGAGGUGGCUGUUAAAGCAAACGGUGGAAGGAUGAAGUAUCUCCGUAUCCAUGAUUUUCUGCUGGAUAUUAUGACUUCUAAGUCAAGCAACCAAGGCUUUGCAGAAACAGCCAUAGAAAAACAUCAAAAAUGGCCAGAUAAAGUUCGUCGCCUAUCUAUACAGACCAGCCUGCAAGCUAUGCAACAGAAAAGGUCAUUGUCUCAACUACGUUCUUUAUACAUGUUUGGGGUAGAGAAAUCUUCAGUGGUUGCUGUUCUAGGUAGUGUAAUGAGACUGCUCACUGUUCUGGACUUGCCAGCAGCUCCUUUGACAAGGUUCCCAGCUCAAGUUGCUGAGUGGUGCUACCUGAGAUAUCUAAGUUUCAGGUACAGCAAGGUGAGAACUGUUCCAUAUUCCAUAGGGAACCUUCAAAACCUAGAGACCCUAGACCUUAAACAGACAUAUGUCACAGAAUUACCAGUUGUGAUCUUGAAGCUCCAACGACUUCGCCAUCUACUCGUAUAUCAUUAUGCAAACAUAGGCUACCCAUGGGGUAAGUCUGGCUUCAAGUCCCCAGAAGGAAUGGGGCUCUACAGUCCCUGCAAAAGCUCUGCUUCAUGGAAGCAGGUGACAGGAGAAACAACAGCUUAA